AUGUUACCAUCAAGCCCACUGCUGGGUGGCCCUAUGAUGAGCUCCAUUUUUGGGUCCGCGCGGCAAACACUGCAAAGCAUCGAGUUUGACUACACCCUUCCGCGCACCCGCGAGAGCAGCGUGCGUCCACCUGAUCCCAUUACUGCCCCACCAGCGGCCGCAACGUCAUUCAUCGGUAGCUGUGGGCCACCAUUUGGACUGAUGGACGGACACGCGCCGCUGUCACAGCUCAACGCCAUGCCACUGUUCGAUUACUCGAGCGCGGACGGUGUUGGGGCCGGAGCCGACCGCACACUCGCGGUCGACGCGACCAAGACCAUCUACUCGCCUACCACAACAUUGGGUGACCUUGUUACUGCCAGCGAUGGAGCGGGUGGGAUGACUAGUUGUGCGAGCGUCAGCGCCGGCCCCAGCACCAGCAAUGAUAUCGACAUCAACCAUAUUGAGAGUUUUGCGACUUGGGAGGACAUCGGCUCGUUUCUCUCCCUGUACAUGAAACACCAGCACAUGCUGGUUCCACUUGUCCACCGGCCGAGUUUUGCGCAAGACGUUCUUCACCGCCGCGAUGAGGUGGACGAGGCGUUCCGAGGUUUGCUCCUCAGCAUGGUUGCAUACACCAUCUGCCAGUGCCCGAUCAACUGGCUAGUGGGCAGGAUGGACAAGUUACAGCUUGAGACCCUCCUGGAACGCUGUCAACGGGGAAGCCGUAUCAUUCAGAUCCGACACCAGACACGACCCAGCCUGGUGGUUCUCGCCUCAACUAUCCUCGACUGGAUCUCGAGCCAGGCAGCAUCGGCUGCCGAGCUGCCAAUGAACCUCCUGUCGGACGUGCGCCGUUUGGUCUACACCCUUGGCCUCAACCGCGAGACCCCCAAGGAGGGACUGUCCUCUCUGGAGCUUCAACUUUGUCGCCGACUGUAUUGGGAGGCCUAUGCCAUCGACAAGACGAAUUCGUUGAACGGCCACCCGAUGAUUCUGAACGACAUGGACGGCGUCCCUCCACUUCCACUCGAGAUUGACGACGAGUACAUGGCCGGCGACGCAACCUUUCCCCAACCAGAGGGCAAGUUGUCCUACAUGUCGGGCUUUUGCUACGUCUCCAAGUUGUUCCAGGUGCUCAACGGCUGCAUUGUCCGACACCGGACGCUCCAGGCUGCCGACACAUCUACUGGUCCCACUACCGAAACGUUGCAAGCAUGGGUCGACUCUAAACUCGAGGAGGUCCAGGAUCUGUUGACCGAGAUACCGGAGGAGCUCCAGUCCGGCUCAAUCAGCCAGGACAAUCCCUCCGUGUUCGGCACACAGGCGGCCAACCUGUACAUCACUGCGCUUUGUAUCGAGCUCGCAUUACUCGACCUCAAGGGCAAACUCCACCCAGAGGAGGACACGCAUAAUGAAAAGGCGAGACAGGAGAUUGCACAGCGCGCGUUUCGACAGCUGGAACACAUGCCGCUGGAGUGCUUGGCUUCAAAUGGAGAGAGUAUGCGCGGGAAGGUGCUGAGAGUGAUCCUGGCACUCUUGAACGUUUCAUCUCAAGAGGCAGGUACACUUGGGGAGGGUCUGUGGGAUUGGUGGAAUAUGUUCAGCAGAGUACAGUUUUUGCAGCUCAUGCCAACGGCCGGCGCUUCUUAG
Messenger RNA from Apiotrichum porosum, 1632 nucleotides. RefSeq lists its product as uncharacterized. Gene Ontology annotation, biological process: DNA-templated transcription. The transcript has a single exon. The record is from RefSeq and is a predicted model, not a curated record. NCBI's taxonomy places the organism in Eukaryota, Fungi, Basidiomycota, Tremellomycetes, Trichosporonales, Trichosporonaceae. Gene Ontology annotation, molecular function: DNA binding; zinc ion binding. Bases 1 to 1632 code for a protein of 543 amino acids.